Messenger RNA from Phalaenopsis equestris, 1317 nucleotides. RefSeq names its product SNF1-related protein kinase regulatory subunit beta-2-like. The transcript is spliced from 5 exons. The record is from RefSeq and is a predicted model, not a curated record. Bases 285 to 1079 code for a protein of 264 amino acids. Gene Ontology annotation, molecular function: protein binding. NCBI's taxonomy places the organism in Eukaryota, Viridiplantae, Streptophyta, Magnoliopsida, Asparagales, Orchidaceae.
UUAUUUAAUUUAUUUUGUGAAUUUAAUUUCGGGUUUCUUCUGUCGUCAUUGAUGCAAAGUGAUUUAGGGUUUUGUGGUUAGUUUUUCUUUUUGCUGUGGUUGGAGGGAGAUAUCUUGGUUUUUUGCUUUUUACCCCUCUUUAUUGGACCGUUUUGCACCAUUUCCCUUUCUCCUUUCCCUUUCUCUUUACCUUGAGCCACUUUCUCCCACUCAUUUUCUUUUCCCGUUUUUAGCACUUCAAGUCCAUGUUUGGUGAUAUGUUGCAUUCAAGUUGAAUAAUUAUAAUGGGGAAUGCAAGCAGUUUGGGAGAAGGUGGAGAAGAAGAGGAAAAUGAGGGCGAUGAUGUGCAGGAUUUGAUGAGGCAGAGCCCUCCACAAAGCUUUAAAAGAACAGCACAAAGCCCUUUGUUGUUCACUCCUCAGAAUCCGACGGUUCCAUUACGAAGGCCGGAUGAGUUGCUUCCUAUGGGAAAUACACGGGUGCAUAACUUCCCCCAAUAUGAUGAUAUAAUCUAUGAACAAGGAAUUCCAACAAUGAUAACAUGGAGUUAUGGAGGCAAAGAAGUUGCUGUGGAAGGGUCAUGGGAUAAUUGGAAUACAAAGAAAGUCUUGCAAAAAUCUGGAAAGGAUUUCACAAUUAUGAAAGUUCUUCCAUCAGGAGUCUACCGGUACAGAUUCUCCGUCGAUGGUGAAAGCAGAUAUUCGCCUGACAUGCCGUUGGAGCACGAUGAAUUUGGAAAUGCCUUCAACAUCUUGGAUUUGCAGGACUCGGUUCCUGACGAAAUAGGCAGUGUUGCCGGCUUUGAGCCACCUCUAUCCCCAGAAUCAACCUACAACAACUGGCCACUAGAUUCUGAAGAUUUAGCGAAGGAGCCGCCAAGUGUUCCUCCACAGCUCGGAUGUACGUUGCUCAACUCAACUUUCAGUGAUGAGAACUCCAUGCUUUCAAGGCCACAACAUGUAGUUCUAAAUCAUCUUUUUAUCCAUAAGGGGAGAAUCGGCGAGUCGGCCAUCGCUCUCAGUGCUACCCAUAGAUUUCGGGCUAAAUAUGUGACAAUGGUGUUCUACAAAUCCUUGUAGAGAUAAUAUAUUUGGAGCAUAUGAGAGGAUUCAAAGAGGAAAUCAUUCACUCAUUUACAAUGUCCUUCAAAGUUAUUGUAUUUCUGAGCAUAUGAUGUGUUCAUGUGAUGAGUUAUAUUAGAAGAGGAGUUUAAUAUGUGAAGAGGUGAACGAUUAUUGUUGUAAUUUUGUAUGAUGUAUAUCAUUAAGAUGUUGAGGUUACGUGUAAAGGGCUUUUCUAUUGGCUAUUGAUGAUGUG